GGUAGUUUUCAAAAGAAAUACGGAGUUUGCUAUUUUUAACCCGAAAAAUGGCGAGUGGAGGAGUAAAGAGGACAACAGCUUUGGUAGGGUAUGCUGUUGUACCCAAUGCUAGAGAGGUUCUCUGUGGUCUUUAUACAAAAACACUCUCAGCAUUACAGAAACUACCCAAAGAAGCUGCCUAUAGGAGAAACACUGAACGAAUAGUCCAGCAAAGACUGCAAAUAGUUCAAUCGGAGACACAUGUACCAGCCAUUGAAGACAAGAUCGGAUGUGGACAAGUGGAGGAGCUCAUUGAUCAGGCUAAUAGAGAGCUGGAAUUGGUUGGGAAGAUGGAAGAAUGGCGUCCCUGGGAGCAACCAAUAGCCGAUCCACCGCCAGGUCAAUGGUCAUGGCCUUAAACUCAACUAAACUCUAUUAUUAUAAUUGAUGUAGCAAAAUAAAAUAACACUAAUAAUAAUUACUAGUCACAUUCAAGUGUCACACAAAGAAUACAGAGUUACUAGUAGUAGCUAAACAUU
Amphimedon queenslandica is the source of this 518-nucleotide messenger RNA. RefSeq names its product NADH dehydrogenase [ubiquinone] 1 alpha subcomplex subunit 5-like. The transcript has 4 exons. The record is from RefSeq and is a predicted model, not a curated record. Lineage: Eukaryota; Metazoa; Porifera; Demospongiae; Haplosclerida; Niphatidae. Gene Ontology annotation, cellular component: respiratory chain complex I. Bases 48 to 398 code for a protein of 116 amino acids. Gene Ontology annotation, biological process: respiratory electron transport chain.